Cylas formicarius (sweet potato weevil) is the source of this 631-nucleotide messenger RNA. RefSeq lists its product as uncharacterized. The transcript is spliced from 3 exons. Gene Ontology annotation, biological process: mitochondrial electron transport, NADH to ubiquinone. NCBI's taxonomy places the organism in Eukaryota, Metazoa, Arthropoda, Insecta, Coleoptera, Brentidae. The record is from RefSeq and is a predicted model, not a curated record. The coding region runs from base 64 to 564 and encodes 166 amino acids.
AAAAAAUGGAAUGAUCUAUGCUUGACAUUUACGCUAACCUCCAAAUUUUGAUUGAGGAAAAUCAUGGGGAAAGGUUCUCAAACAGGGGGGGUAAAGCCUAUGCCCAUCGCGGGCCGGUUCAUCAAUGAACGAGAACGUUUGUUGGGCAUGACCGAUGCGGAUAGAGCUUGGCGUAAACAAUGGCUUGAAGAUCAACACUUGGCAUCCAAUGAACCAAGACACGUUCCCCAAAUGUACAAAGCGACCUACAAUCCGAUCAGAAGAUUUUAUCGUUGGCCACUUGAUCAGUUUGAAAAUAUUCUUACACCAGUCAUUGGGUCCAAUAAAGCAGCGCAUAUUAGACACUUCACUGGGAAAGCUUUAAUGGGUAUAACUUUUCUGUAUGCCACUGCUUAUUAUUUUAAAUAUAAUGGAAAUGAUUGGACUAAAGAUGGAGGAUGGAGAAUGAUCAAGUCACGUGAAAGGGUCACCGAAGGUGAUCCAGGCUAUCCAGCUACGUCAGAAAGAACCAAACCCUCUGAUUAUGCUUCAAGAGGUUUUAAGGACUUUAAGCUAAAUAUUUAAGUUCUGCAUUGUAGUUACAUUAUUAAUAAAUUGUGGUAAAAUGUUUUAUUUUUUCAAGGCCUAUAAA